UUCAUUGCUCUUAAUAGACAGAAUGAUUACAAAAAAUUCAAAAUUAAAAUCUUUCCAAAACCACCAUUAGAAUAUUCUAAAAAUUGCAUAAAAAUCAAUCCACCUUUAAUUGAAAUUAACCACCAUUGAAUUUUCCUUUUCAUUAUAAAAAACAAAACAAAUUCAUCAGUGAGGGGGAUCACCGAAAACCACUACAACAACAUGCAGUUACCAUCACCAUUUUUCUAACAACAACAAAAAUUGUCUCAAACCACACCACUAAACCAUAAACAACCACCACCAAUUUCAAGACCUUUUAACAUCACAAACCUGUAAAUAUUUUCCAUCAAAUAAAUUUCAAAUUGAUUUAUCACUAUCAUUAUUUUGUUGUUGUUUGUUUUUGUUUGCUGUCCUUGUUAUUGCAGAAAAGGAGGAAAGAAGAAGCGGAAACAAUUUCUAAAACGGAUCCGAAACAACAAACACCGAAGCCCUAAUCGUACAUCCACUGCGGAACAAACCGUCCACCGCGACGAAAUCGCUCAGUGGAUCCGAGUCCACGUGAGCUACCUCGUGCCUCUGCAGAUCCGCGACCCUCUGUUUUUUGCGGAAACAAAUGUUGCGCCGUCAUUCGAGAAGGAAUCCACCAUCCUCCUCCUUCGUCAUUUGUGCCGUAGAAAUUCGAUCCGUUUUGAAUUCAUGGCUCCACCCAAACCCACAAACCCUUCUUCUAAAGAAAUUGUUGAAGAGGCUGUCCAACUUGCUCAACAUCGUUUGGAUAUGGCUCUACAAGACACACAAACUCAAAUGGAUGAAAGGUUUCACAUGGCAGCAGCUGAGUUGUCUCAACAAAUGGGUCAAGUUCACACAAGGUUUGAUAAUGAAAGACAAACUGCUAAUAUUAGGUAUGAUUCUAUCAUGUCUAUACUCCAUAAAAUUUCUGAACAAAGGGAAAACCCUCAAUCUGCUAUUGUUCACUCUGCUGCAAGUGGGUCAGGUAUCACACAACCCCCAUUUUCAUCCCCUAUGGUAAAUACUGCUGCAACACUCAUUAACACACCUGUCCACACACCACUUCAUACAGCUUUUAACCCCCACAUUUCUGUCACCCAGCCAACCGUACCUACCCCACUGCACCGCCAUACAGCACCCGAACCACCCCCACCACCACCGUUUCCACCAAACCCACAUUUACACCAAAACCACUCAGCUUUUAUCCCUAACCAGGAUUUUAACGCCACCCCUUUACAAUCUGUUUCAUACCAAACUUUGUCCCAACUUCCCCCUUUACCCACAUUUAGAUCUCCUAAGUUGGAGCUGCCUUUAUUUGAUGGAUAUAGCCCUUUGGAAUGGCUCUUUCAAGCUGAACAAUAUUUUAGUUUUUAUAAUUUACCACCAGAAAAUCGCUUGUCUUUAGUUUCCUUUUAUAUGAAAGGGGAUGCUUUGGGUUGGUUCAAAUGGAUGCAUCAAAAAUCCAAGCUCCCUAAAGUAAUAAUAAAGCAUCAUCAAAUUAACAUAAUCCUCUGCUCAUUUGGGAUACCCAAGCUCGAACAAAAAUCUAAUAUACUUUACAUAAAUGGAAUUUUGUUACUUGUCCUCAAGGAUUGUCCAACUAACCAAAUGUAGCAUAUAACUCAUGGUCACAAGUUCAUUCCUCUUAAGUGCCACUACUUGCAUAUAGACAUCUCACAGCCAUGCUAGUAAGAAAUGCACAUCCUUGUUCUUCAUAGUCUCCUUUAAGGCAUCUUGCUUAGUCACCCUCAAAAUCCCAUUUAUAAAUAUGGAAGUUAGGUUAUGAUUCAUUAAUGAAAGGCUUAGAAGUCUUUGAAUAAAGGAAUAUGAAAUAGAGAUGAGACGCCCUCUAGCAUGACCAUAAUAUCUUCAAAUGGUAUAGAGAAAGAAUUUGUAUUUCUAUACAACCUUUCCACAAACAUAGAAAUCAGCGGAAUCUAACAUGGUAAGAGAAAUGUCCAUUUAAGGCAUCAAACCUGAAUAAAUGGUGGUUCUUACAACCAGAAGAGACAUCUCCUCGAUAUAGAGUUUCUUCAACUCCAUAUCAUGGGGUAGACACGUUCAUUGUGUUGCAAUCCCAAAAGAUAAAUUAUAAAAAAAAGUCAUUUAAUUUAAUAAUAUUAAAAUAAUGAUAUAAUAGUAAUACGUUCCAUUCAUAUAACCUUAAUACGUGUGCGUGUGUGUGGUCUAGCGGUGAAACGCUUGGGUCUUGAGAGUGUGCUCCUCUCAAGGUCUCAGGUUCGAAACCCGCUAGAUACAAAUUGCUUAUUAAAAAAAAUAUAACCUUAAUACUACAUGAUCCAUAUAUUACAUCAAUAUUGUAGUGUUAGACGUAGUGUCAGAGAGUCCUCCAAAAAAUGUGACAUUGGCACCUCCUGUCCUUAAAAAAUUGAUUGUUUUACUUAUGAGUCAUCCAAUUUAAAAAUUUCACAAAUUUUGUAGAGACGUCAUAUCUACACCUAGAAGUGUUGUAUAAGAAUAUCCAAAAUUGGCCCAUGCAUGCUCAUUGAUUAUUAAUUGCACGAUCUAGUGUUGAGAUCGACCUAACAAUAACUAGAAGUAUCUGAACAAGGGUGGACAACAGGAAUGGUAGGGAGGUUUUGGGCCAAAAAACCUCACCCUAAUAGAACAAGAUUUAUUGCUACAAUAAGUCUCUAUGUUUUGACGAUAACAAUACAUAUAUUUUGUAUGUAACAAUUUAGUUUCUAAUAGUUUCUUGAGUGUGUAAAUAUG
Molecule: messenger RNA, 2721 nt
Organism: Vicia villosa (hairy vetch)
Lineage: Eukaryota; Viridiplantae; Streptophyta; Magnoliopsida; Fabales; Fabaceae
Exons: 2
Coding region: 676-1602 (308 amino acids)
Source: RefSeq, a predicted model, not a curated record